CUGGUCCGAGGCGGAAACGGAAACAUAUUGAGGGAGGCGAAGGGGCUGGUGUCGCGUGUGGUGGUUGCGUUUACUUGGCCUCAUGGCGGUCCGAGCGUCGUUCGAGAACAACUGUGAGAUCGGCUGCUUUGCCAAACUCACCAACACCUACUGCCUGGUGGCCAUUGGAGGAUCAGAGAACUUCUACAGUGUGUUCGAGGGCGAGCUCGCCGAUACCAUCCCCGUGGUGCACGCGUCCAUCGCCGGCUGCCGCAUCAUCGGGCGCAUGUGUGUGGGGAACAGGCAUGGCCUCUUGGUGCCCAACAACACCACCGACCAGGAGCUGCAACACAUUCGCAACUGCCUCCCAGAUUCAGUGCAGAUCCGGCGGGUGGAGGAGCGGCUAUCAGCCCUGGGCAACGUCACCACCUGCAAUGACUAUGUGGCCUUGGUCCAUCCGGACCUGGACAGGGAGACAGAAGAAAUCUUGGCUGACGUGCUCAAGGUGGAAGUCUUCAGACAGACAGUGGCUGACCAGGUGCUAGUAGGAAGCUACUGUGUCUUCAGCAAUCAGGGAGGGCUGGUGCAUCCCAAGACUUCAAUUGAAGACCAAGAUGAGCUGUCCUCUCUUCUUCAGGUCCCCCUUGUGGCGGGCACUGUGAACCGAGGCAGUGAAGUGAUUGCUGCUGGGAUGGUGGUGAAUGACUGGUGUGCCUUCUGUGGCCUGGACACAACUAGCACAGAGCUGUCAGUGGUGGAGAGUGUCUUCAAGCUGAAUGAAGCACAGCCUAGCACCAUUGCCACCAGCAUGCGGGAUUCCCUCAUUGACAGCCUCACCUGAGUCACCUUCCAUGCUGUUCCGUGGGCUCCUAGUUCUGGACUUUGGCUCCUUCUGCACACCCCACCCAGUCUACUGGCUGCUGGCAGGAAGGUGGUAGAGAGCUCACGGACCAAGGGGCUGGGUGCCUAGCCCUUCUUUACCUGUGCCCACCUCCUGAAUCUAUUGUUACUGCAGAACCUCCAUGCUGUGCUGUCAGUCCCUGGCUGAGGGUCCUGCCACACCAUUAAAGGGCAGCUGUGUCUGGCCACUCUAAA
Galeopterus variegatus (Sunda flying lemur) is the source of this 1074-nucleotide messenger RNA. RefSeq names its product eukaryotic translation initiation factor 6 (gene EIF6). The record is from RefSeq and is a predicted model, not a curated record. Gene Ontology annotation, cellular component: cytosol; preribosome, large subunit precursor; nucleolus. Gene Ontology annotation, molecular function: ribosomal large subunit binding. NCBI's taxonomy places the organism in Eukaryota, Metazoa, Chordata, Mammalia, Dermoptera, Cynocephalidae. The transcript has 7 exons. The coding region runs from base 83 to 820 and encodes 245 amino acids. Gene Ontology annotation, biological process: cytosolic ribosome assembly; maturation of LSU-rRNA; assembly of large subunit precursor of preribosome.